GGCUGGGACAAGCAGGCAGCAGCCGGCCGGCCGCCCCCCGAGCAGCAGUCGCACAGGGGAACCUGCCUGGAGCGCUUUGAACAUCAGCUACAAGUUUUUACCUGGGUGCUGAAGCACUCAUGGCUGUCGCUUACGGUGCUGUCACCCAGCUUUCCCAGCAGUACCCGCCACCCCUGCUGCCCAAGCCCGGAAAGGACAAUGUUCGACUUCAGAAACUCCUCAAGAGAACCGCCAAGAAAAAGGCCUCCGCUCAGACUUCGCAAUCCGCUGCACUUUUCCGCUCCAGCCUUUCCCCUGUGAAUGAAGCAAGCCCUGACCUCGAGCACAGUGACCACUCCACCCCUCCCAAGACUCCAGAGACACCAUUCAGCCUCUACAGUGUCCAGCAGGCUCCACGGUUCACCGUCAGGCCGCUGUAUCAACAUGUGGCGUCUCCUUACCCGCAGCGUGCAGCAUAUGGCAGAGCAGCGAGGUUCUCACCUCAGACAGUGUCGAUGCCUUCGUACUCUUACUCGCAGCAUGUUACCACAGUUUCUUCAUAUUCUGCGCCGGCCACCCUUUCUGGAGUCUCUCCUGCUCCAGGGCCAGUCCCCCAGCUGGUGGUACCCAAAAUAUCUCUGCCAGCUUCCUCUGUGCCAGAGGCAACAGUACCAGCUGCUGAAGUGAAAAAAACAGCUUUUAGCACAUUUGCUGAAACUCAUACCGGUCUUACACCUGCUGCAGCUGAAGCAACCCCACAGCCAAAAUAUACAAAACCAGGUCCAACUCCUUAUCCAGCAACAGGGGGGCAAGCUUUAAUCCGUCCUCUCACUGUGUUGACCCCGCUCGUCAAAUCCAGAAGUCCACGUCCAACAUUCAAAGCAACUGAACCUUCAAAAUCGCCCAAACCGAUGUUUGAUGUCCCUCAAAUUAGGAUGUACACAGCAAGUACAUCAUACUAUGAGACAUCCAGGACCCCACCGGUGUAUGACUCAGCUGGAUUAAUGGCUAUUGGCACAUCAUCAGAAACAAAACAAGAUUUGACUCAACCUGCUUUAUUGGGCACAGAUCUUCAGAGAAGAACACCAACGUCAGACACUAAAAGAGGCACCACACCAACCAAAGAGAUGAACACCAUAAUAACUCCAACGUCUGAAAUAAAACGAGUCACCCCAACAUCUGGAAUCAAUAGAGUCACCCCAACAUCUGAAAUCAAAAGACUCACCCCAACAUCUGAAAUCAGAAGAGUCACCCCAACAUCUGAAACCAGAAGGGUCACCCCAACAUCUGAAAUCAAAAGAGCCACCCCAACAUCGGACAUCAAAAGAGCCACCCCAACAUCAGACAUCAAAAGAGCCACCCCAUCUUCUGAAAUCAAAAGAGCCACCCCAACUUCUGAAAUCAAAAGAGCCACCCCAACUUCUGAAAUCAAAAGAGCCACCCCAACAUCUGAAAUCAAAAGAGCCACCCCAACUUCUGAAAUCAAAAGAGCCACCCCAACUUCUGAAAUCAGAGUUAAAACACCAACUUACGAGCUCCAAACAUUAAGAACUUCAGCCGGGCGGCCCAGAACCCCGGCAUACCAUAUAACUCGGGCUGCAACACCUGUAUUUGAAAUCUCAAGACCCAAUCCUCUCUUGUUUGCAGUGUCUCCAAUCACAGUAGAGCCAGAGAGGUCAAGAUCGCCCAAAACAGCUUCUGCUGUGAGCGGUCCAUCUGCUUCCCAAAGUGUCAAGACCACUGAGCCUAAGCCUACUGACACAAUACUUAAUGGGGACAUUCAUUCAGACAUGACACCUGCAGCUAUACCAAUCCAACAAAGCAUUAAAAAGUCCAAAUCAGAGCCUGAUCUGACAAGAGAGAAGAUGCAAUCUACUCCAGCUGGCUCUCAAAGGCUCUCUGAAACUCCUUCUUCUGUGCCAACAACACCAGCAGUGACUUCUCGUGGCUACCAGAGGGCGAAGACUCCAACAUACGAGGCGUCCCGACUUAUGAACACAUCACCUGGCUAUAAAAGACCAAAGACACCUACGUAUGGGACAUCACCUUCUGGUGUAUCACCUGUAGCCUUUCAGAGACCUAAAACUCCGACCCAAGUGGCUCAGAAAUCAAAGUCUCUGUAUCGUGGCUUGACACCAGCAGAAUAUGCUGCUUAUGGUGGAAUCAGAACUUAUGCUCCAGCAUUUGGUAUCUCCAGUUCUAAGGUGCAAACUGAUGAGGAGGUUAAAGCUACAAAAGAGGAGUCAGCAGAAUAUGAAACACCUACCCAAGAACCGUCUGUGAAGGCACAAUCUACGGCCGAGGUGUCUAAGGUCAAAGAAACCCCCAAAGAAACAAAUAAAACCCAUCUAAGAGAUGAGAAGGCUGCCGCCACCCCUUUAGUCCCUGUUAUUAUUGUUUCACAAGCAUCUGACACCUCAGGAACAACGUUAACACAAGACACAAGUACGGCAUCCAGUCAGGUUGAAGUAAAACAAGAAAAAACUGUGAUUCAAGAAACAGCAAAGGCUAAACCUCCAACGGAAGUGGGUAAAACUCCUGAGAAACAGAAGGUGAAAACACCCGUUCAAGAAGCCGCCAAAGCAAAGACAACAGCUCCUGAAGCCAAACAUCCUCUGCCCAAAGGUAAUGACCAGGAUCCUCUGAAGGCAGUCAGAAAACUUUUAGGCAAAGAUAAAGCCCAGACUGCGGAGCAGAAAUCAGGAACUGAAACAAAAGCUGUCAUCUCUGAUCAAAAAGAGCCGGAGAAGUCUGCAGCUGCCACCAAGGCUAAAGCCGAAGGCUCAAAGCCAAACGCUGUGGCACCUGCUCUCCCUGUUAAAGCGGCUGCUGAGUUGACAGGAAGUGAAGACAAAGGAAAAGAUAAGAAAUCGGAAUCAGCUUCGGCAGUUAAAUCCGCACCAGACAAACAGGAAGGCGAUGAAUCCCUACCAGCAGCCGAGGCCCUUCUUACAGUCAUACGAAAGCCAAAGGGGAUGAAGUCCAAAGUGAGCGGUUGGUCCCGGCUUAAGAAGCACAUGGUGGUGGAGCAGGAGGAGCCCAAAUUUCCAGAGACAGGCUCUCAAAAGGAGGCCACUGAGCAGGACCAGAGCGGGCUGGAAAAGGCAGAUGAGAAGGCUGGCGACAAGCCAGGCACUCAGGGCGAGAACCAAACCAAAGAUGCUCCCAAGGCAACAAAAAUGUGGGACGCCGUCCUCUUCCAAAUGUUUUCCACCAAAGAGAACAUCCUGCACCAGAUCGAGUUAAACAAAAACGAGGAGGAGGCGAAGGAAGGGACGAAGGACGAGCUGCAAGAGAUACCUUCAUUUGCAUACCGUCUGCCUGUGCUGCUCUUCAGUCCAAAGUUUGACGCGAAAAAGCUUAGAGAAGCAGCCUCGAGGCCGGUGACGAAAAUUUCAACAGUUUUUGAAAUGGGUCUGAUUGGGCGGAAAGGUAAAGACGAGGAACCAAAAGACUUUAACAGGAAGGCAAGGGGGUUCACUGCUACUUAAGCUACUUUAAUAUAUAGAAUCUAAAGUGCCAAGAGGAAAAUGUAAAGAAAAAGUUCUGUGUUUAAUGUACAGGUGCAGAAAUCUUAGCAACAGAAAUCAUGUACAGGUCUGGAGUCUCCGUGUUAAACGAAUGUAGUUUGUGUUGUAGAAAACUCAGCCUAAACUUUAUACUUGACAAAUGCUUUGUGUUGCGUUUGUGUGACUGGAUGUCUGGAUGUUUGUAUCUGUGGAUUAGCCUGAAAGAGAGCGCUACAUUUGUCUUAAAGUCAUUCAGACAUCACAUCAGAUUAAAGCGUUUAUGUUUUAAGUAAUUUCGGAGCUUCUCAUUUGUUCCUUUCAUCACAUGUUCACAGUAAAGAUAGAUUGAAUAUAGAUAGAAGCUACGGAUUUGAAAACAUUUAUUUAUACGCAGUAGAUCACUUAAGAUUUAGAAUGUAAUUCAUGAUGAAAAGCCAACUUCUAGUCUAAAUAAUUGACAGUUUUAGAAUUUAAAAGUUAAUGAUUUUAAGACAAAUCACUUGUGAAAAUUCUGUUUCUCUUCAAUGAUCAUUCAAAUAUCCAGUUUUAUUCAAAAUGGUGCUACUUGCCUCAGGGUAAGAUAAUGAAUGUGUAUGUAGAGUAUAACUAGACUAGAUGGUUAUUUUUGGGAUUGAACUUUCUUUAAGUCACAAUGAAAACAACAUUUUGAGAGCAUCGUAAUUUGACUUCCUGUGGUGGGACUAAAGAAAACACCUGGCGAGGCUGCGAAGACUGAGAUUAGAUGACAAAAAAAAUGUGAAUUUUAUUUAUUCAUUUAUUGUCAAAAUAAUAAAGAGCAAAUGCAAGAUAAAGAAAUGAAUGUAUGAAUGAAUUAGCGAAAUGUUUUGAGUUCGAAUCACUUUGACCAUCGUGAAGCUUCAAAAUGUUCCCUCUUUUCAUCUCCACCAAUCACAGCGGAGGCUCUGUGACUCAAUCACAGAGGAAGCUCUCUGAUUGGUUCUGAUGAUGUGUUUCAGCUGUUUGAAGUCACUCACUCAUACAUUACACUCAGUAAUUUAGUGAAUACUGAGCAGUAAAUUUAGAUUUGGGAAUUUUCCAUCUAUAAAAUGCAGCACGUUGCAUUGUGGGACUGUUGCAGAAAGUAGUUUAUUCCACAGUUUUUGUUCCAAUGUGAUUCUGGAGGCGCCACAGAGGGAUAAAAUUCACACUCAGACAGUAAAUGUUCACUAUCGCAGCAACCGGCCGGUGAUUUCACUCACACACCGAACAUUUCUCCAACCUAAAAAUAGUUAUAGUGAACAAUUAGCUGCUAAUAAAAUGUUUGAUUUCAUUGUGACUUGAAGAUGGCUGCUGAGCUAAAAGCUUCUGUAAGUAGUCAGAGAAGAACGAUGAAGAGCAGCCUCCACCACGAUGGAGGUCAGUGGGUCAAAGGUCGAGAGACACAGGCGGGCUUUAGAUGACGGUGACGCAGGCAGGCCAACCCGGACUUUGUUCUUUCAGUGUUAUGUUUGAGCGUUUGUUUUCUAUUGUUCUUUCUAAUGAUUUCCACUGCGUGUGCUGGAGUUACUGAUGAAAGCAGGUAAACUGUAAACCUUCGAGGUCAGACUUCCUGUGAUUCUCCUCUCAGAGCCCCAUGAAAUAAAUACGCAGAGUUUCCU
Molecule: messenger RNA, 5107 nt
Organism: Chelmon rostratus (copperband butterflyfish)
Lineage: Eukaryota; Metazoa; Chordata; Actinopteri; Chaetodontiformes; Chaetodontidae
Gene: prr33
Product: proline rich 33
Exons: 3
Coding region: 120-3470 (1116 amino acids)
Source: RefSeq, a predicted model, not a curated record